CACAAGCGAAGUGGGCUUGCACGCAAAAUGCCAUGGCCUCAGCAGUCAGCAGCACCAAAGCCAAUCCAAGUUGGGUUCCACUCGCAGCCGGCGAUGGACUCCACCCCGGGCAACCCGGCCGCCGGCAGCCGCAGCAGCGCCAUCGCGUCCAGGGGUGCGACGGCUCCGGCCCCGCUGACCAUGCCGGGCGGCGAACCCUCUGAUGCCCUCGUGGGCGGCGGUGCCGGAGGAGCGGACGGGGACCCCCGCGUCGCCCUCCUCCGCCUGGCUGCCCUCGGGGACCGCAUGGCCGCCGUCCGGGGCCGUAUCGCCGCCUCCAUCUCCGGCGUGGCCCGGCCCCUCUCCUACGCCGACAUCCAAUCCGUCUCCUUGGAGAUCUCCUCCGCCGCCCAGCACGUCGUCCUCAACGCCGCAUCGCUCCUCGCUUCCUCCGUCCCCUUCCCCGCCCCGCCUCCACCUCCUACCGCCGCCGCUCCCUCUCCGGCUCCCUUCCGAGAGAUCCCUGCUGCGGCCGCCUCUGCCCAGGCCCAAGAGCAACCCCUAGAAGCUGCCAAGGGCGACGGCGGCUACGAGGUCGUGGAGCUCGACGCCGCCGAGCUGCUCGCGGAGCACGUCCACUUCUGCGAGAUCUGCGGCAAGGGCUUCCGCCGCGACGCCAACCUCAGGAUGCACAUGCGCGCGCACGGGGACCGCUUCAAGACCCUCGACGCCCUCUCCCGCCCCGGCCAGGCCAAGCCGAAGCCUCCCGCCGGCGACCGCGAGGUGCGGUUCUCCUGCCCCUUCGCGGGCUGCAACCGGAACCGCGCGCACCGCCGCUUUCGGCCGCUCAAAUCGGCGGUCUGCGCGCGGAACCACUUCCGGCGCAGCCACUGCCCCAAGCUCUACGCCUGCGAGCGCUGCGACGGGAAGAAGCGCUUCGCCGUCCUCGCUGACCUCCGCAGCCACCUGCGCCACUGCGGCGAGGAGGCCCAGUGGCGAUGUUCCUGCGGCACCACAUUCUCGCGCAAGGACAAGCUGUUCGGCCAUCUAGCCCUCUUUGAAGGCCACACUCCAGCCGUCACCGAGCCAAACAAGAAUGUGACAGCAGGACCUACAGAGCCAAUUCUUGAUGCCAUGGAGGAAGGAGGAAUUGAAGAAGGCAAUUGUGACCAGGAGGAGGAUGAGGAGGGCGGCUAUGAUCCAGAGUUCUUCAAGGAGUGGAUGGAGGAGCUCAGAGGUGGUGCCAGUGGCUCGAAUUGGCCUGGACCUGCAGCAGCUGGACAUUAGCAAUGUUGAGAGGGCUGUCUGUGUUGUCUUGUAGAUUACUUGACGAGGGAUAUCAGCUUGCAUCAAGUGACCAGGAGGAUCGAAUGAAGAAGGGCUGUUGUGAAGAACUGAAAUGUUGCAGAGUGUUAAUCUGUAGGUUUUAUCUUUACCAGCGUAUAUGCGUGCGUUCUGACCUGUAACCUGUAUGGUAUGGUGCGUCUGUCCCUCCGUUGCCAUCCUCCCAUCCUCAGUCGCUUUUCAUGUAAUCCUGAGAGCUGUUACCGGUUAAUUGGAGUACAUCCGAGAAAUGGGUUAUGCUAUACCAGUCGUCUCCUCUCUGUUGCGUGGUCAUGGAGUAACGGAGGAGGAGGAAUGAUAAUUUCUCUGGGAUCA
Panicum virgatum (switchgrass) is the source of this 1638-nucleotide messenger RNA. Its product is annotated as protein SENSITIVE TO PROTON RHIZOTOXICITY 1-like. The record is from RefSeq and is a predicted model, not a curated record. Gene Ontology annotation, biological process: response to aluminum ion; response to acidic pH. The coding region runs from base 28 to 1266 and encodes 412 amino acids. The transcript has 2 exons. Lineage: Eukaryota; Viridiplantae; Streptophyta; Magnoliopsida; Poales; Poaceae.